Messenger RNA from Clonostachys rhizophaga, 3036 nucleotides. NCBI's taxonomy places the organism in Eukaryota, Fungi, Ascomycota, Sordariomycetes, Hypocreales, Bionectriaceae. The record is from the annotation of a GenBank genome assembly.
AUGGAGGGCCUUGAAUAUAUCGGUGCAAACCUGAGGUAUACCCGCAGUGCUUAUGGAGCUCUCUUCUAUGUCAGCUUCCCGCUAGGUGAUGAGCCACGGGCCCUAGCACUCGGACAAAACACGAAGAGGUCAGAUAUAGACCAAGAGAUCGACAAGCUUCGUCACUGGCUAGAAACGGCUUCGCCUGAUCAUGCACAAAGAGUGUCUCAUCUCCACACUCUGGGUAUCACGCUGAUUGAAAAAUUCCAUCUCACGACGUCCUUUGAUGCCAUCGAUUGGGCAAUCGAGUACCUUCAAGAAGCGAUCGACCUAGCGCCAUUGGAAAGUCCAACACGUCCACUACAGUAUUUAUGUCUAGCUACAGCAUACCAAGUUAGAUGUGAAAGAAAUAUGAACACGGCUGAUAUUGAUAGUGCUAUCAAGCUUUGUCGUGAAGCUACCUACAUAACGGGAACGACUCAUCAUUUGCGUGGUUUGCAGAUGAAAAUCCUGGGAGACGCAUAUCGCGUGAGAUUAAAUUGUUCCGGCGAGGUGGCUGAUGUCAAUGAGAGCAUUCGCAGUUAUGAGGAGGGGCUCGACCUCGACUUGCCCAUCAACAUGAUCCGCAUCGAUCUGACUCACGCCCUUGGCCUUGGUUAUCAGGCGAGGUACCAAGUCACGGCAACAAUGUUGGAUAUGGAUACCUCUCUGCAACUCCUCCAAGAAGCUUGCGAUGCGACAGCAGGUACAUACCAAAUCAAGAACUCCAGGCGACGGGAUCUCGCAUUGGGCCAUCAAAUCAAGUAUUUGAGAAACGAAGACACUUUGGAAAUCAAUAAGGCCAUCACGUUGUUUCAAGAAUGUGUAGAUCACACACCUACUGGGGACCCUACACUCGCCGCUGGUUACGCAAAUCUCGGGACGGCCUAUGCACUCAAGCGACGAAAGGUCGGGUCAUUCAAAGACUUAGAAAGAUCCAUUGAAUUGCUCCAGAAUGCGGUUAAGAUAUCCAAAGUAGAGGACCCGAAUGGUUCAUCUAUACUUGGAGAACUUGGAAUGGCGUAUCAAGAUAAAUUUUUCGAAACGAAGCUCCUUUCAGAUAUUGAUACUGCAAUUGAGACUUGGCAAAGAGCUAUUGACUCAUCGAAUACCACGAAACAACAAGCGACACAACUUCAAUGGAAAUCUCGAGCGGUAUUAGAAAGGUUUCAUAAGACAAAGUCUGUCACUGACAUCGACCAAAGCAUUCUGCUUAUGCAACGGAGCCUAGAAAAUACCCUCCCAGAAGAUAUACCACGUGCAGUUCGCCUGUUCGAGCUUGGCAGCCGUUACAAGCACAAAUAUAGAAACACCCGAGCCAAGGAAGACCUCACCACCGGCACCACUCACCUUCGGACAGUGAUACAGGAUCCCUCAAUAGAUGUUUACGCUAAGAUACUGGCUGGCGAGGAUGCGAUGAAUUUUUUCGCUUUGGCUGAGGACUGGAUGCAAGGCUACGAGGUAGCCGCUUCGCUCAUCAAAUUGAUUCCCCCUCUCAUACCUCGUUUCCUCGAAACAUUUGACAUACAGUAUGUGCUCAGAGACAUAGAAGGUGUUGCAUGUGAGGCAGCUUCCAUGGCCCUCUAUGCUGGAAAAGAGCCAUCGGUUGCUCUGCAGUUUUUGGAAAUUGGGAGGGAUGUUAUAGCAACAUCUAUCGAAGAUCUGCGCGGUGAGGUCGGCAUUUUGGAGGAAAAAUAUCCUGACUUGGCGAACCAGUUCCUCACUCAACGGGCAGCGUUAGAUAUACCAGCCACAGAAGACAGUGUCCCCGACCAGCGAUAUAAGAGGGGCAAUGUCUUCGAAAAUCUCGUCGAUAAGAUCCGACAGCUACCCGGGUUUAAGGAUUUUCUACGCGAACCAAGCGAAGAUGCCCCUAAACCAGCGGCAAGCGAGCAUCCUAUUGUUGUUAUCAACGUCAGUCGCUAUCGAUCUGAUGCUAUAAUAAUAUCACAUGAUCAAAUUCUCUCCAUGGCUCUCGCGGACUUAAGCUUUGAAAAGAUCAAAGCUCAAUCACGACACAGCCCCGUUGUUCUCUCCUGGUUAUGGGAUGUUGCAAUGAAACCAAUUUUGGACUUUCUUGGGUUCACCAAGAUUCCCAUCUCAGAUAAAGACUGGCCAAGAAUAUGUUGGAUACCAAUGGGCCCCCUCAGUGGAUUUCCUCUCCAUGCCGCAGGUUAUCAUAAUGAUGGAUCCUCGGAAGCCGUUAUUGAGAGAGUUAUGUCAUCCUACAGUUCAUCUGUCAAGGCGAUCAUCAAUGGUCGUCACGAUACAAAGACAACGAGAGAGGUAACGAGAGAUAGAUCAUUGCUUGUCGCGAUGGAAAAUACUCCUGGGGCCACAAGACUUCCCUUCGCAACUCGUGAGGUCAACAUGUUGCACAAGCUCCACAUAUCCAUGUCACUGGAUCCUAUCAUUGCCAAAAACAAGACCAAUAUUUUAUCGCAACUUCCACAUUGCAAGAUUUUCCACUUUGCUGGUCACGGUUUCACAGACAGCCAGGAUCCUUCUCGAAGCCAUCUGCUUCUCGAAGAUAACGGCAAAAGUGACACCCUGGAAGUGGGAAAGCUGUUGAGCCUAAAUAUUCGCCAAAGUCAACCAUUCUUAGCAUACCUUUCGGCAUGCGGGACAGGUCAGAUCAAAAAUAAUACUUUCCUAGAUGAAAGUAUUCACCUUAUUAGUGGUUUUAGGUUAGCGGGGUUUCGGCAUGUUAUUGGCACACUCUGGGAGGUAAGUGAUGAAACCUGCGUUGAUAUGGCGAAGGACACUUAUGAGGGAAUUCGCGAUGGCGGCAUGAGUGAUGAUUCAGUUUGUCGAGGGCUCCAUAUGGCCUCGAGAGCGCUAAGGAAGAAGUGCCUAAGUAUGCUCAUUUCUAGGAAGGAACGACAAGCAAGGAAGGACCAGGUUCGGGAUGUUGGUUCGACUGGGGAAAUUCAAGAAGAAAGAGCCUCAGAACGGGAUGUUUUGCCUUGCGAAGAAGAUGACUCUGUGUCAUUUCACUCCAUUUUGGUGUCUGAAUGA